AUGAACGAUAUCGAAAGGCGACCAUCAUCGGUACGUAUGGGUCGUCGUUUUACGCUUAAUCCAUUAAUAUUUGCUAAGGAAGAACGCGAUGCCAGACGACAGUCGUUGGCUCAACUUAAAUUAUCGUACUAUCCCAAGAAUGCCCAUCGUAGUUCAGCUAUUUGCUUACCUUGCAUAAGUUCAAACUCUUUAGUUUUUUUUGUAUUUGCUCCAUUUUUCGAAAUCGCAUGA
Messenger RNA from Dracunculus medinensis (Guinea worm), 231 nucleotides. The record is from the annotation of a GenBank genome assembly. Lineage: Eukaryota; Metazoa; Nematoda; Chromadorea; Rhabditida; Dracunculidae.